AUGCAGGGAUUAGGUGAGGAGCAGGGUUCAGGUGAGGUGCAUGGAUUAGGUGAGGAGCAGGGUUCAGGUGAGGAGCAGGGUUCAGGUGAGGUGCAGGGUUUAGGUGAGGAGCAAGGUUCAGGUGAGGAGCAGGGUUCAGGUGAGGUGCAGGGAUUUGGUGAGGUGCAGGGAUUAGGUGAGGAGCAGGGUUCAGGUGAGGUGCAGGGUUUAGGUGAGGAGCAGGGUUCAGGUGAGGAGCAGGGUUUAGGUGAGGUGCAGGGAUUAGGUGAGGAGCAGGGUUCAGGUGAGGUGCAGGGAUUAGGUGAGGAGCAGGGUUCAGGUGAGGAGCAGGGUUUAGGUGAGGUGCAGGGAUUAGGUGAGGAGCAAGGUUCAGGUGAGGAGCAGGGUUCAGGUGAGGUGCAGGGAUUUGGUGAGGUGCAGGGAUUAGGUGAGGAGCAGGGUUCAGGGGAGGUGCAGGGUUCAGGUGAGGAGCAGGGUUCAGGUGAGGAGCAGGGUUCAGGUGAGGAGCAGGGUUCAGGUGAGGAGCAGGGUUCAGGUGAGGUGCAGGGAUUAGGUAAGAAGCAGGGUUCAGGUGAGGAGCAGGGUUCAGGUGAGGAGCAGGGUUCAGGUGAGGUGCAGGGAUUAGGUAGGAGCAGGGUUCAGGUGAGAACACACCGUCAGGAGCAGGGUUCAGGUGAUGAGCACGAUUCCUGUAAGGAGCAGGGCUCAAGUGCUGAGAACGGUUCCUGUAAGGAGCAGGGUUCAGGUGAUGAGCACGGUUCUGUAAAAAGCAAGGUCCUGUAA
Messenger RNA from Eurytemora carolleeae, 783 nucleotides. RefSeq names its product hyphally-regulated protein-like. The transcript has 3 exons. NCBI's taxonomy places the organism in Eukaryota, Metazoa, Arthropoda, Copepoda, Calanoida, Temoridae. The coding region runs from base 1 to 783 and encodes 260 amino acids. The record is from RefSeq and is a predicted model, not a curated record.